UACCAGACCUUGCAGCGGACAUAGAGGAAAAAAACGAGCAAAGAUGGGGCCAGGAGCAUAUUCCAGACUUUCCUUCUGCCUCCUUAUUUGGUUGGCCUCUGGCAACCCGGUGGAGGCAGGAGAGGAAAGCGUGCCGCCUGGUGAGGAACGGGAAGACCUGACCUACCUGCACGCUGAGUAUCAACUCCUUAGGAAUCAAUUAUGCAAUGAGAAUUGGAAAAGUCAUGGCUUUUACUGCUACAGGUAUUUCGACACUCCCAGGACUUUCAGCGAGGCAGAGGCUGAAUGCCAGGGUUACGGCCAGCAUGGCCACCUCGCAUCCAUCGUAAGCCCAGCGGACAGUGUCUUCCUCGCCGAUCUGGCAGAGAACGCUAACUACGACAUCUGGAUUGGAUUGCGCAACACGGAGGGGUGCAACUCUUGGGCCUGGACUGAUGCAACCCCCUUCAAUCCAGCGUACACCCCUUGGGCCGAAUGGCAGCCCAAUUCCUGCAACUCCGAGCAAGUGUGUGUGCAGCUGAUACACGCCUCAAAAUAUUCCAAGUGGAACGACGUGGGCUGUCACAGCAGGAGUGGCUACAUUUGUGAGAUUCCUGCUGGAUUAUAGUUCCUGGGGAUGAUCAUCUUUUGGGGUUCUCAGAAAUCAGGAGCUCCUGAGUCCUGACCAUCUAAAUUUGAGUCCCUUUCUGAAAAGCAUUAGCCCACCAUCCCUACAAAAUCCCAUUUGUUGUUUGCCCAAUGCAUGCUUUACUGCCCUUU
This is a messenger RNA of Eublepharis macularius, 759 nucleotides long. RefSeq names its product C-type lectin lectoxin-Phi1-like. NCBI's taxonomy places the organism in Eukaryota, Metazoa, Chordata, Lepidosauria, Squamata, Eublepharidae. The coding region runs from base 44 to 607 and encodes 187 amino acids. The record is from RefSeq and is a predicted model, not a curated record. Gene Ontology annotation, molecular function: signaling receptor activity. The transcript has 5 exons.